Molecule: messenger RNA, 395 nt
Organism: Trematosphaeria pertusa
Lineage: Eukaryota; Fungi; Ascomycota; Dothideomycetes; Pleosporales; Trematosphaeriaceae
Exons: 1
Coding region: 90-335 (81 amino acids)
Source: RefSeq, a predicted model, not a curated record
CAGGCCAAGAGGAAAGCGUACGGAGAUGCGAGCAGCUUCAGGUAACUUCGGACUACGGGUAAAGAAGCACAAGAGGUGGGAGCUGUUCCAUGCGACGGUCUGUCGUGCAGUGCUCGAUGCGGUCUAGCGGCUGGGCGGCGAGCAGCCCUGGAGCUGGAGCUGCCCAGGUGGAGACUCGAUGGAAAUGCGCGACGCGGUAUUGGCGCUUGUAUCAUUCGCCCCGAGAGGCAAUUCCAUACAGCUUCGGCGAGACAUUCCUGUGUCAAAGCCAGGGUAGGCGGGGCCUUUCAGGUUUUCAGGGCGUGCAUGUCUGCACGCAAAACGCCAGGGCCUAGCUUUUGCAUCACUGCGGGUCCCCAGCUAUCCAUACUUAAACGCCUCGAUCUGCCUCCGUC